AUGAUUCGCCAUCAGAGACAAAAUUAUGAUUGGGGAAUCAACGCAGAAGGCUCGUCAUUGGAGGGCGGUGCAGCCCAGGUGGCCAUGAAUGGCGACACUGUUUUCAUACACUACAUUUGUCGGGAUGAGGACGGCAACAUGGUGGAUGACUCUGCUGAGAGUGAGGAUCACCCAGUCAGCUUUGAAGUAGGAGCAGGGGAAAUCACAGGCAACCCACUGUUUCAGGCCUUUGAUGAGGCCAUCCGGGGCCUGCCACUGGGCUCAACCACUGUCCUGGAGGCCAGAGGGGGAGAUUGGAACAGGGAGCUUUUCUUCGAGGUGCCAAGAGAUCAUGCAGAGAUCCAGCGGCUGGAAGGGAGGUACAAGAACCAGGGGGGUCUCCAAGACGGGCUGAUUGUGGAGCUCUCAAACGGAGGUUCGGCAAUGGUUGUUGCAGUGACAGAUGAUGUUGUGAAGAUUGACGCCAACAACAUGCUGGCAGGGAAGAGGCGGAUCUUUGAAGUGACACUGUUGAACAUCGAACCAGCGCAGAGGUAG
Messenger RNA from Coccomyxa subellipsoidea C-169, 537 nucleotides. Its product is annotated as FKBP-like protein. Gene Ontology annotation, molecular function: peptidyl-prolyl cis-trans isomerase activity. The transcript has 3 exons. The record is from RefSeq and is a predicted model, not a curated record. Lineage: Eukaryota; Viridiplantae; Chlorophyta; Trebouxiophyceae; Coccomyxaceae. Bases 1 to 537 code for a protein of 178 amino acids.